UCCUGUGUGUGCGUGUUCCGGUGAUGCUCUGUGCUGUCUUGUGGCUCCAUUUAGAUUAAAUGUGUUAUUUGGUCUGAAAUUGCCUCUUUCCGCAAAGACAUAGUUAAAUCUCUCUCUGAUUCACCAUCAUGUGGGAUUAUAUAAUCUUUUGAUCAGAAUGUUGAGGAAUAGCAUUUGCGAAACAACCUUAUUUUAUUGGUUAUUUUUUAUAUUCGUCACGAACGGUGUGUUUGGUGUUGAUGGAGAUGAAGUGAAGUCAGUGUCAGUGAUGGAGGGAGAUUCUGUCACUCUACACACUAAUCUUACUCACAUCCAGAGACAAGAUCAGAUACUGUGGAUGUUUGGACCUCGAAUAGCUGAAAUAUAUAAAGAAACGAUUGACAUGUUUGAUAGCAGGAAGACAUUUGGAGACAGACUGAAGCUAAAUAAUCAGACUGGAUCUCUCAACAUCACAAACAUCAGAACGGAACAUACUGGACUUUAUAAACUACAAAUCCGUAGUUACAGAGGAGAUUCAGACAAGAUAUUCAACGUCACUGUCUAUGCUCGUCUGCCUGUUCCUGUCAUCACUCGUGUAAGCAACUCUUCAAACUGUUCUUCAUCAUCAGAAAGAUCUUCAGUCUCAAAAUGUGUGUUGUUGUGUUCAGUCAUGAAUGUGACACAUGUGAGUCUCUCCUGGUACAAAGGAAACAGUUUAUUGUCCAGCAUCAGUGUGUCUGAUCUCAACAUCAGACUCUCUCUACCUCUGGAGGUGGAAUAUCAGGAUACAAACACAUACAGAUGUGUCAUCAACAAUCCCAUCACAAACCACACACAACAUCUAGACAUCAAUGAUCUCUGUCAGCCAUGUUCAGCCCAUUCAUCAAAGGCAAUCUAUGCAACUAUUAUUUUCGUAUGUAUGAUUAUACUCGCCGCUGGGUUGCUCUUAUUGUACAGGAAGCGCAAACAAGCAUCUAAAAAAGGUUUUGAACCAUAUGACCAUGCUGGGGUCAAAAAAGAAGAGGAAGAGGUACAAUAUGCUGAGACAGUGUUUUGCAGACAAAAUGAACAAAAGACGGCAGCUAAUGGUACAGAUGAAACUAUAUAUUCCAGUGUCAUAUGAGACACCAAUCGUGCGAACAGCUCUCAUCCUUAUGUCAUUUUACUGAGUCCGUCUGCUUUAAGACUCCAAGCGGGAAAAAAAAAGAAAACAUCUUUGUAGCUAUGGUUUUGGGUUAUGUUUUUGGUUUAUGUAGUCUUGUCUCUUAUUUUGAUAGUCGUUGUUCUUGUCUUAUGGUCAUUGCAGUUCUUUCAUGUGUCUUGUUCUGAUUGUUUUUUGUCAUUAGGUGUUUCUUGUUUAGUCAUUUAGUCUUGUGCUUUAUACAUAACUGAUGAAAAAAGAAACUGGUCUGAUAUGACAAAUACCAGCUUUGUUCUGAAUAAAGACAUCGGUUGGUUUUUGCCUGGCAAAUAUACUGGUUUGCAUAUGCAGUCAGUACAAAAACAAGUUCUAACUCAAACCAAACCACUGAUAUACUACAUGUGCUCAAAGUUGAAUGAUAACAGGUGACAAGCACCUUCAUUGCUGUCUAAUUUUUUUCCUUUAUUAAUUAUUUAUAUUAUUGAGCUGUCUGCGCAUGCCUUGUUUAUUGUGUAAACUAUUCAAACAAAUAAACCUCUUGU
Triplophysa dalaica is the source of this 1662-nucleotide messenger RNA. RefSeq names its product SLAM family member 9-like. The transcript is spliced from 6 exons. Bases 158 to 1102 code for a protein of 314 amino acids. NCBI's taxonomy places the organism in Eukaryota, Metazoa, Chordata, Actinopteri, Cypriniformes, Nemacheilidae. The record is from RefSeq and is a predicted model, not a curated record.